Messenger RNA from Camelina sativa (false flax), 1081 nucleotides. Its product is annotated as putative cysteine-rich repeat secretory protein 22. The record is from RefSeq and is a predicted model, not a curated record. NCBI's taxonomy places the organism in Eukaryota, Viridiplantae, Streptophyta, Magnoliopsida, Brassicales, Brassicaceae.
CAAGCAUUCUAUAACGUUUAGAAAAUAAAAUAUUAAAACCGUUUUAGUAUCUAAAAUCCCUCGUGUCUCCUAUAUAAACAUUCUUCAUCUCUUUACAAUUAUUCUAACUUCAAAAAAACAUCCGCCAUAAAAAAAAAAUACAAAAGUCCAAAAAAAUGUCUUCAUUGUCUGUAUCAAAACGCAUUGUUUCCGUCUUUGCCAUGAUUUCCAUACAAUUCGUCUUUCCACGCAGUGUUAUGUCCCUGAAUCAAACCAAUUCGCUGAAUCAAACCAAUGCUUAUCUGCACCACACAUGCAUCAAGAGUCAAGGGACGUACAAGCCGGGGAGUCCAUAUGAGGAAAACCUCAACCGUGUCGUUCGUGCUAUCUCUAUCUCAAUUUCUAACUACGGUUUCGUCCAUGGCUCCAACGGUGAUGCUCCCAAUACAGUUUUCGGAAAGCUCCAGUGCCGAGGUGACUCGUAUUCGUCCAAGUGCCGCUCUUGCCUCAACACUGCCUUCUCCGAGAUUCGUCGUAAAUGUCCGAACAACAAAGGGGGAAUAAUAUGGUACGACAACUGUCUUCUCGAGAUAUCUCCAAUUAAUUCCUUAGGCAAGAUCGAUUACGAGAAUAAUUUUUAUAUGUACAACGAGAAGGCCGUGAAUGGCGAUACAAAUUCGUUCAACAAGAAUACGAGGGCUCUCCUCUAUAGGCUGAAAGAGAAAGCAACUAGUAAAGAAAACAAUAACGGCAAGCAGGACUUACCCGAGACUAAGGAGGAAAGGCUCAAAAUGAAGAAGUUGUAUGCGACGGGGGAAGAAAGUCUCGGGAAGAUGAAGUUGUAUGCAAUGGUGCAGUGUACAAAGGACUUAUCGAUUAAAGAUUGCAAUGUGUGUUUGAAUUGGAUUAUGGCAAAACUUCCCACAUGCUGCAAUAAUAAGCAAGGGGGAAGAGUUUUGAGUACGAGCUGUAAUUUUAGGUAUGAGCUUUACCCCUUUGUAAAGAAUUGAGACUGUUCAAAAAGAAAAGAAAAGAAUCGAGACUGUUUCGUUCGAUUACGUGUUUUGUGCGAAUAGAAAGUAAAAAGUAAUCUUUGUGCUGU